AUGAGAGAUGAGACUCCAACCAAGAACAGGAGCUGUCCUGGUCCAAGACCAUCGUUAGGAAGUGGUUCAACAUCAAAUCAAAAGCCAAGGACUUCCAUUCGGAUUAUGGAGUCGAACAAAGUGGGGAUGCAGUGGAGGACCAGCUUCUCAGAGAGGGAUGUGUGCAAGACCAAGAAGAGCAGAACAGAGAGGCUGCCCAGGAAGAACUCGGAUCGGGACUGUCGAGCAGGAAACGGAAUCGACCGCGCCUACAUCACAAACACGCAGGACUACAGGGUGUUCGCUGGUACAUGGAAUGUGGGAGGAAGGUCACCAUCCAGUCAUCUGAAUCUGGAGGACUGGCUCCAUACUUCUCCUGCUGCUGAUAUAUACGUCAUCGGGUUUCAGGAAAUUGUUCCUUUGAAUGCUGGCAACGUCCUCUUGACCGAAGACAAUGGUCCAGCGAAAAAAUGGGUCUCUCUUGUGAGAAAGACGCUAAAUAAUCUGGAUCUCCAGGGCUCUGCCGGGUACAACUACCACACCCCGUCGCCGGCUCCGGAACCUAUCGCGGAGCUUAAUGUCGAUUUCGAGAGAUCGUCAAGAAGACAAAAGAACUCUUCGUUCUUCCACCGGCGUUCGUUUCAGUCCUUGGGUCGAAGCUCAAGAAUUGACAUGAUGGAUCCACACUCCCUAGUGGACCGACGGUUCAGUGUUUGUGACCGGAUUAGCUUUGGGAGCAGGCCAAGCGAUGUUGACACCAGUAUGAGGUGUGGUGGGUCCUCUGAUGAUGAGAAUAUGGACGAGGAAUCACCUGGUGGCACCUUCUUCUCACCAAUGCCAUUUGGAUAUGGUGCUCCACUAUCAACAGAUGACAACAACAGACGGUUGGUAAACUCUAACAGGUAUUGCUUAGUUGCUAGCAAGCAAAUGGUUGGGGUUUUCCUCAUGAUUUGGGUGCGGAGUGACAUAAGGGAGCAUGUGAAGAACUUGAAGGUGUCAUGUGUUGGUAGAGGCUUGAUGGGAUAUCUUGGAAAUAAGGGAUCGAUAUCAAUCAGCAUGUCUCUGCAUCAGACAAGCUUCUGCUUUGUUUGCACACACUUAACAUCAGGUCAGAAGGAUGGCGAUGAACUUAGAAGGAAUGCGGACGUGGUGGAAAUAUUGAGAAAAACCAGAUUCCCACAUGCUCAUGGUGCACGCGACGAGAAGUCGCCAGAGGCAAUUCUUGACCAUGAUCGAAUAAUAUGGGUCGGGGAUCUGAAUUACCGGAUAGCUCUUUCCUAUCGCUCCGUGAAGGCUUUGGUCGAGAUGCACAACUGGAAACAAUUGUUGGAAAAGGAUCAGCUUCGUAUAGAGCAAAGGUUUGGUCGGGUAUUCGCCGGCUGGAAAGAAGGGAGGAUUUAUUUUCCACCCACGUACAAGUACUCAUACAACUCCGACAGAUACGCGGGCGACGAUAUGCAUCCAAAUGAGAAGCGGAGGACGCCCGCAUGGUGCGAUCGGAUUUUAUGGCAUGGCAGAGGCCUAAACCAACUAUGUUACGUCCGCGGCGAGUCUAGAUUCUCAGACCACAGGCCUGUAUACAGCAUUUUCACGGCAGAGGUUAAACUGCCGAGCCAGGCCCAAUUCGGCAGCUUCACCCGGUCCAGCUCCCUAAUGGGGGUGGAUGAACUGCCAUACCCAACUUAUCCACGCAGUUACACAGAUAUCAACUUUUACUGA
This is a messenger RNA of Triticum turgidum subsp. durum (durum wheat), 1698 nucleotides long. The record is from the annotation of a GenBank genome assembly. Lineage: Eukaryota; Viridiplantae; Streptophyta; Magnoliopsida; Poales; Poaceae.